AUGACUCGCGCUGCAGUCGGACAAAUGCGUUCAACCGCCUCCAUGGCCCGCAACCUAACCCAGGCCCAAUCUCUCUGCCGCAAAGCCCACGAAGCUGGCGCAAAGGCCCUCUUCCUCCCAGAAGCAGCAGACUACAUCACCACCUCGGGCGGCCUCCAACUCUGCAAACCCGUCACAACCUCCGAAUUCGUCCUUGGCCUACAGCACUCGGCCAAACAGUACAAUCUCGCCAUCUCAGUCGGAAUCCACGAGCCCACGUCGGACGGCCAAAAGGUAAAGAAUACGCUCAUCUGGAUCACGCCCGAGGGCCAAAUUGCCCACCGCUACCAGAAGCUGCAUCUGUUCGAUAUGGACGUCGAAGACGGCCCGCAGAUGAAGGAGUCAGACGGCGUGGAGCGCGGCCUCCAUCUCGGCGAUCCCUUCGAUAGCCCCGUCGGCAGAAUCGGCAUGCAGAUAUGCUUCGACUUGCGUUUUCCCGAACCAGGCCUUGCUCUGAGAAGAAGAGGCGCCCAGGUGCUUUUGUACCCGGCUGCCUUUACCGUGCCCACGGGCAAAGCGGGCCACUGGGAGAUACUGAUCCGUGCACGCGCCAUCGAGACGCAGAGUUAUGUUAUUGCCGCUGCCCAGGUGGGCGUGCACGACGAUGAGGGCAAGAGGAGGAGCUACGGACACAGCAUGAUUGUUGAUCCUUGGGGCAAGAUUAUGGCCGAGCUUGGGGGCGACGAGGGCGGGGACGGAGAGUGGAAGGAUGAAGGCGAGAUUGCAGUUGCAGACGUGGACCUUGACUAUGUGGAGAAACUGAGGAGAGAUGUGCCAAUGAUGAGACGAACAGAUGUGUAUGCCGAUCUUUCAUAG
Molecule: messenger RNA, 855 nt
Organism: Exserohilum turcica Et28A
Lineage: Eukaryota; Fungi; Ascomycota; Dothideomycetes; Pleosporales; Pleosporaceae
Exons: 3
Coding region: 1-855 (284 amino acids)
Molecular function (GO): hydrolase activity, acting on carbon-nitrogen (but not peptide) bonds, in linear amides
Source: RefSeq, a predicted model, not a curated record